UUGCCUCACAGUCUAAUAGCUGUUAGUUAUCGUUUAUCUGGCGACGUUCAGUCGUAUAGCCAGGGGUGGGAGAUGACAACAGCCGCCAGUUGGUGUCCACAAAACGAGCAGUCACUAGGUAGAAGCAAAUCCCGGAACUUGAAACGGUAGGAAGCGAGCUAACAUUAGCUAGCUUUUUGUUGACAGUGUGCUUGCUGUCAAACCAGAAACCGACCUAAGCAGAAGUAACUGUAGUUAGCUUCCUGUUUUGGGACUUCAGCCUGCCGCGCUUUUAUUCGGACCGAAUUUCGUUUGAAGUUCCCGUCACUUUUAACCACUUGUGGAUCUAGAAGAUGGCAUCAAGAGGAGGCUUCACGGGUCCUCCGAUGAAUCCGACUAUGAGCCCCAUGAAUGUUGGACAUGCCGCGGGCAUGAGGAUGCCAGGAAUGCCACAGCCUCCGGUGGGAUAUCCCCGAAGCAUGAGCAGCGUUCCCCAGUACCCCCAGCGCCCCGGGAUGCCACCCAGCAGAGUCGGAGGCCCCAUGGGGUCAAUGGGGGGUCAGCUGCCUGGUCCCUCUUAUGGUAGCAGUAGCAUUCCCAUGCGGGCAGGCAUGGGACCCCCAAGCAUGGAUGUCUCAAGGAAACGGUUUCUUCACCAGCAGCACCACCAUCACCAACAACAGCAAGAGGCGCUGGGAGGCCUCAGACGAGGAGCAAAAAGGCGCAAGAUGGCCGACAAGGUUCUGCCACAGAGGAUCCGAGAUCUGGUCCCAGAGUCCCAGGCUUACAUGGACCUCCUGGCCUUUGAGAGGAAGUUGGACCAGACCAUCGCUCGAAAGCGUAUGGAGAUUCAGGAAGCCAUCAAGAAGCCCAUUAUGCAAAAGCGCAAGCUCAGGAUCUACAUUUCCAACACUUACACUCCCAGCAAGCCCGAGGGUGAGGAGGCGGAGAAGGUGUCCUCCUGGGAGCUGCGAGUCGAAGGCAAACUCCUGGAGGAACCUGGCAAGCAGAAGAGGAAGUUUUCAUCUUUCUUCAAAAGCCUGGUGAUUGAGCUUGAUAAGGAGCUCUAUGGGCCUGACAAUCACUUAGUAGAGUGGCACAGAAUGCCCACCACUCAGGAGACAGAUGGUUUCCAGGUCAAAAGGCCAGGAGACGUGAAUGUUAAAUGCACCCUUCUGCUCAUGCUUGACCACCAGCCCCCCCAGUACAAACUGGAUCCACGCUUGGCUCGUCUUCUGGGUGUACACACACAGACACGGGCCAGCAUCAUGCAAGCUCUCUGGCUUUAUAUCAAGAACAACAAGCUGCAGGACAGUCAUGAGAAGGAGUACAUCAAUUGCAACCGCUAUUUCAGACAGAUCUUUGCCUGUCCACGCAUGAGGUUCUCUGAGAUUCCCAUGAAACUGGCAGGCCUGCUGCAGCAUCCUGACCCCAUUAUUAUCAAUCAUGUCAUUAGCGUGGACCCGACAGAUCAGAAGAAGACUGCAUGCUAUGACAUCGAUGUGGAAGUGGACGACCCACUUAAAAGCCAAAUGAACAGCUUCCUGUCCUCUACAACCAACCAGCAAGAAAUCGCUGCCCUCGAGAUAAAGAUUCAUGAAACUAUCGAGUACAUUAACCAGCUGAAGACCGAGAGAGAUUUCAUGCUGAGCUUCAGCAGUAAUCCACAGGAAUUUAUCAAGGACUGGCUGAAGUCUCAGUGCAGGGAUCUGAAGUUGAUGACAGAUGUGACAGGAAACCCAGAAGAGGAGAGGAGGACUGAGUUCUACCAUGAACCCUGGGUGCCAGAGGCAGUGGGCAGAUAUGUUUAUUCGAAAGUGCAGCAGAGAAGACAAGAGCUGGAGCAGGUGUUGGGUAUCCGGCUCACCUAAACAGAAAUUCUAGAGGAGUCACAGCCACCUUAAGUUUACUCAUUGGUUGUUCUGCUCAGCUGAAACUGGAAUUAGCCUGGAAAGAAACCUUUCUCCUUUAAAUGUUCAAAAAGCCAUCGUUAUUCACGCAGAAUUCCGAGACCAAAGUGAUGCUUACGUGUCCUUAAUAAUAUCUUUGCCUUGUAUUGACUGUUAUAUUGAGCCUGUUCACAUAAUCUUUAGCCUUUUUUUUUUUUUGCCAACAUGUUUUGUCUCUGGUACAAAAUGCUGUUUAAGCACUGGUGCUGUUUGGCUGUUUUACUUUGGGUGCCAUUUUGAAAGAAAGAUGUGUUUACUCAUACUUCUAAAAGCCAUAAUCUUUAGAUAGGAGCAGUGUCUGAUUUUCUAAUGAGAACCAGGAGGUAUGGUAAAAUUAAGCAUUUUAUUCCAGUUUGUAUAAUAUGUUUAAUGCUUUUGCACCAUUUUUGAAAUUUGAAAGUUUAAAAUGAUUUUGUAAUUCUUGAAUGUUUACACGCUGUUCUCAUUUGUUUGCGGGGUGUUCCGAUGUUUUAGUGCCGGGAAAGAGGAACAUUUAGAUUGAACGGAUUCAUACCUUCCAAGAAUAUACUGCUAUUAAUAAUUGGCUAGGAAUGCAAAUGCAGUGUGUCAGUUAAACAAAGCACCAACUGUUGUCUACAGUUUAUAGUUUAAUGAGUUAAAGCUUCAUUGAAAUGCUGUUUUGUUGAGUUUUUGUACGAGAAUCUUAAAAUUCUUGAAACAUUCCAUGUUAACAGAGAUUGUUGUGCCAAAAUGUGUAUCGUCAAGAAGGCACAUAGAAUUUAAGAUGAGGUGAAAUGUUGUGUACAAAUGUUAUUUUUGUACAGCUUCUUUGUUAAAUGUUUGCAUGUUGUGUAUCAAUCAAAAGCCUAUAUCUUUUCUACAU
Molecule: messenger RNA, 2772 nt
Organism: Archocentrus centrarchus (flier cichlid)
Lineage: Eukaryota; Metazoa; Chordata; Actinopteri; Cichliformes; Cichlidae
Product: SWI/SNF-related matrix-associated actin-dependent regulator of chromatin subfamily D member 2-like
Source: RefSeq, a predicted model, not a curated record